Diversispora eburnea is the source of this 2787-nucleotide messenger RNA. Lineage: Eukaryota; Fungi; Glomeromycota; Glomeromycetes; Diversisporales; Diversisporaceae. The record is from the annotation of a GenBank genome assembly.
AUGGAAGCAAAGGAAAAAACAACGGAAACAACAAAGGAAAUAGGGAAAAUGUCAAGUAAAAAGAGGAAGCGGUUUGAAAAAUACUUGCAAAAAAAAAUUAAAAAAGAACAACGUACAAUUUUAUUAGAAAAAUUAUCAAAAUCUUCAUUCUCUUCAGAAUUAAUGAAUGAAAAAAAUACACAACAAGAUUUGAAUUCAAUAGUGAUGGGGAGUGCAUUAAAGCGUGGUCCCGAUGGAGAAUUCUUAAUGCCAGUAAAGAAAAAAAAGAAGAAAAAGGCAAAAAAUAAAUUCAAAAAUUUAGUAGUACAAAAAAAAAUUUUGAAAGACGAAGAUUCAUUUGAUAAAGAAUCAAAUGAGAAAAGAAAAUCAUUCAAAGAAUGGGCAAGGGAACAAAUGGGAAUUAAGGAAAACAAUCAAUUUAAAAUUCAACAAUCAAGAAUGCAAUUACCAAUAUAUGGAGAAGAACAAACAAUAAUGGAAACUAUAAAUGAACAUUCAGUUGUUAUUAUUUGUGGUGAAACUGGAUCAGGAAAAACUACUCAAAUACCGCAAUUUCUUUAUGAAGCGGGAUACGGAAAUCCCGAAAAUAAUCCUGGAAUUAUUGGUAUAACGCAACCUCGUCGAGUUGCUGCGGUUAGUAUGUCAAAACGUGUAGCACAAGAAUUGUCACUUAGUGAGCAGGAAGUUUCUUAUCAGAUUCGAUAUGACGCCACGACGUCACCUAAAACGAUAAUAAAAUUUAUGACUGAUGGAGUUUUACUCCGAGAACUUGCUAAUGAUUUUUUAUUAUCAAAAUAUUCGAUUAUAAUAAUUGAUGAAGCUCAUGAAAGAAAUUUGAAUACCGAUAUUUUAAUUGGAGUUGUAAGUCGAGUAAUAAGAUUACGUAAAGAAUUAAGUGAAGAAGAUAAAUUGAAAAAGAUAAUGCCAUUAAAGAUAAUAAUUAUGUCGGCAACUUUGCGUGUUUCUGAUUUCACAGAAAAUAGAGCCUUAUUUGAUGUACCUCCUCCAGUUGCAAUUCAUUUCAAUAAACGAACUCCUCAUAUUGAUUAUAUUACUGAAGCAUAUAAAAAGAUUUGUAAAAUUCAUACUCGACUUCCUCACGGUGGAAUUUUGGUUUUUUUAACUGGACAAAAUGAAAUAUCAAUUUUAUGUAAAAAACUUUCUAAAAAAUUUCCAAAGUUGAAAAAUAAUAAUAAUAAUAAAGAAAAGGAAGAAGAUAAUUUAAAUGAGGAUAAAGAUAUGAAUAAUUAUAAUAAGGAUAAUUUCGAAGUAGAUAAAUUAGAUAUGGAUGAAGAUAAUCAAGAAGAAAAGGAAGAAGAAGAAGAAGAAAAAGAAGAAAGUGAUAAUAAUUUUGACACUGACUCUGAAGAAGAAUUAUCAUCUGAUAAUGAAUUCGAUGAAUUUAAUGAAUAUAAUAGAGAAAUAGCUCCACUUCAUGUUCUUCCACUUUAUUCAUUAUUACCUACACGUGCUCAAUUACGAGUAUUUGAAUCACCACCAGAAGGAACUCGUUUAUGUGUAAUAGCAACGAAUGUCGCUGAAACAUCAAUUACUAUACCUGGUAUUAAAUAUGUAAUAGAUUGUGGAAAGAUUAAAACUCGUAAAUAUGAUAUUAAUACUGGAAUUCAAUUAUUCGAAAUUACCUGGACAUCUAAGGCAUCAGCUGAUCAAAGGGCAGGUCGAGCUGGUAGAACUUCUUCAGGUCAUUGUUAUCGACUUUAUUCAUCUGCAAUUUAUAAUGAUCAAUUUAUUCAAUUCAGUAUACCGGAAAUAAAUCAAAUACCUAUUGAAGGAAUUAUUUUACAAAUGAAAUCCAUGAAUAUUGAUAAUGUGAUAAAUUUCCCUUUCCCUACUCCACCUGAUAGAAAUCAAUUAAGAAAAGCGGAAAUGAUGUUAAAAUAUUUAGGACGUAUUAUGUCAACUUUUCCUAUUAUUCCUCGAUACUCUAAAAUGUUAAUAAUUGGUCAACAAUAUGAUUGUUUACCUUAUAUAAUUGCUAUUGUAUCAGCUAUAUCCGAAUUAAGUGAAAUUCAAAAUAAAGAAAUUUACCUUAAAGAACGUCGAAAAUUAAUUAAAAAGAAAUUUUAUGAAGUUCAAAAGAAACACGUAGGACUUGAUCCAACUAGUGAUUUAAUGAAAUUAUUAAAUGUUGUUGGCGCUUAUGAGUACGCUGGAUGUACUGAAAAAUUUUGUAAAGAAAAUUUUGUUAGGAUAAAGGCCAUGCAAGAAAUCCAUAAAUUGAGAGGACAAUUAACAAAUAUAGUGAAUAUAAAUUGUCCUGAUAUAAACAUUUGCGUGGAUCCUAAAAUGAAACCACCUUCUAAAAUACAACUUAAAGCAUUACAACAAAUAAUUGUAGCUGGAUUUAUAGAUCAAGUAGCUAUACGUAAAGAUUUAAUAGAUAAUACGACAACAUCAUCUACUACUACUACAACUACUACUUCUUAUACAUCCAACAAUAAAACAAGAAACGUGGCUUAUCAAACGAUGUGGUCAGGUGAUGACGUUUUUAUUCAUCCUUCUUCGAUAAUUUCUCAUUAUGAGAAAUUACCAAAUUUUGUGGUUUAUCAAGAAUUAUAUAAGUCAAGUAAUAGUAGUAGUAAUAAUUGUAUUACUAUUGCUGAACCAAGUUGGUUAUCAAAAUUUGGAAAAUCAUUAUGCACAUUUUCGAAACCAAUUAAACUUCCAAUAAAGAAUAAAGAAAAAUCUUUAUUUGUAACUCCAUUUUUUGGACCAAAAAAUUGGGAAUUACCUAGACAACCCAUUGAAAUUUUUCAAAAGUUAUAA